Molecule: messenger RNA, 3440 nt
Organism: Nematostella vectensis (starlet sea anemone)
Lineage: Eukaryota; Metazoa; Cnidaria; Anthozoa; Actiniaria; Edwardsiidae
Product: casein kinase I
Exons: 10
Coding region: 169-1188 (339 amino acids)
Biological process (GO): negative regulation of canonical Wnt signaling pathway; signal transduction; peptidyl-serine phosphorylation
Cellular component (GO): cytoplasm; nucleus
Molecular function (GO): ATP binding; protein serine/threonine kinase activity
Source: RefSeq, a predicted model, not a curated record
CAGCUCAUCCCAUAAUAGUCUUCGACAGCACGAAGAUAAAUAUGGAGUCCUAAAAAUGAUGCUUCAAGUCGAUCAUGUAAAGGCUUAGUAGAAGCUCUAUUUCGCUAUUUUAAGGCUUUUAAAGCGCCCAAUUAUCAAGAAGAAGCGUCAAAAAAAGCUUUCGCCAAAAUGUCCACUCCAAAGUCAGAAUUCAUUGUGCAGGGAAAAUACAGACUCGUACGAAAAAUUGGCAGUGGAUCAUUUGGAGAUAUUUAUUUAUGCGUUCACACAGAAAAUGGAGAGGAAAAAGCAGUCAAGCUUGAAUCACAAAAAGCAAGGCAUCCUCAACUACUCUAUGAAUCAAAGCUUUACAAAAUCUUGGCUGGUGGGUCAGGAAUCCCUGCGAUAAGACAUUUCAGUCAAGAGAAUGACUAUAAUGUGCUAGUAAUGGACUUGCUAGGGCCAAGUUUGGAAGACUUGUUCAAUUUUUGUAAUAGAAAAUUCAACAUGAAGACUGUUCUUAUGCUGGCAGAUCAGAUGAUCGCACGCAUUGAAUAUGUCCAUAAUAAAAAUUUCAUUCACCGUGAUAUCAAGCCUGACAAUUUCCUCAUGGGAAUUGGCAGACAUUGUAACAAGCUCUACUUGAUAGAUUUUGGUCUCGCAAAGAAGUACAGAGACAGCAGGACAAAGCAGCAUAUUUCGUACAGAGAAGAUAAGAAUCUCACAGGAACUGCAAGAUAUGCCAGUAUAAAUGCCCACCUCGGCAUUGAGCAAUCCCGGAGAGAUGAUAUGGAGUCCUUAGGAUAUGUUCUGAUGUACUUCAACCGAAGUAAUUUACCUUGGCAAGGCCUUAAGGUAGAUAAGGCUGCCACAAAGAAACAGAAAUAUGAGAAGAUAAGCGAGAAAAAAAUGUCAACGCCUGUAGAGGUUUUAUGUAAGGGCUUCCCCGCUGAGUUCUCGAUGUAUCUCAACUACUGUAAAGGACUGCGGUUUGAAGAAGCUCCAGACUACAUGUAUCUACGCCAGCUCUUCCGCAUCCUAUUCCGCACACUUAACCAUCAAUAUGAUUAUAUCUUUGAUUGGACGACACUAAAGCAGAAGUCUGGUUGUCAAGGUGCAGUUCCCGGCACCGCAGUGGCCACGCCGGGUACAGCCCCCCAUACAGCGCAAUACAGAAGAGAAACAUCUAGGGCCAGGCGUGGCCGUUGACGUGAUCACCUUGUAAUGUGUGUAGAUGCUGAGCCAGAUACAUCAUUUACAUAUAAUGUCACCAUGCUGCUUAGCAUGUUCAGCAAGCCACGCCGUGUGAUGAGGUCUCUGCUCAGCAUUGAUGUCAAAACAGUCAGAAAGCUACGCCGUGUGAUGAGGUCUCUGCCCAGCAUUGAUGGCAAGAACAUUUAGCAAGCUACUCUGUGUGAUCCCAUUUCUGCUCAGCAUUGAUGUCAAGAACAGGGUAGCAAGCUACUCUCUGUGAUGACAUCUCUGCUAAGCAUUGAUGGCGAGAACUGGGUUGCAAGCUACUUCAUGUGAUGCCAUCUCUGCUCAACAUUGAUGGCAAGAACAGUCCGCAAGCUACUCCCUGUGAUGCCAUCUCUGCUCAGCAUUGAUGUCAAGAACAGGGUAGCAAGCUACUCCCUGUGAUGCCAUCUCUGCUCAGCAUUGAUGUCAAGAACAGGGUUGCAAGCUACUUCAUGUGAUGACAUCUCUGCUCAGCAUUGAUGUCAAGAACAGGGUUGCAAGCUACUUCAUGUGAUGACAUCUCUGCUCAUUAUUGAUAUCAGAAACAUGGUAGCGAGCUACUCCCUAUGAUGCCAUCUCUGCUCAGCAUUGAUGUCAAGAACAGGGUUGCAAGCUACUCCCUAUGAUGCCAUCUCUGCUCAGCAUUGAUGUCAAGAACAGUCAGCAUGCUAUUCCCUUUGAUGCCAUCUCUGCACAGCAUUGAUGUCAAGAAGAGGGUUGCAAGCUACUUCGUGUGAUUACAUCUCUGCUCCUCUAUCAUCCCAUUUUCUUCAUUCUAUGUGGCAGCCAAAUGUCGCAAGUCUACACAUGAACAGGUCUGCCUUUGAAUGGGUUCUAUGUUGCUGAAUUCCUCAUACUUUCAGUCUGUUUCAGCAAAGUCAUUUAUCACCUGGGGUAGUUAGUAUAAUGGUUUGUAAAUUUUAGAUUGAUGUUUUGUCGAAGUUUUUCAUCAUGGUGAUGAUGAUGAUUGAUAGUAGUGGUGAAAAGGAUGAUGGUGGGUAAUGAUGAUGGAAGUGGUAGUGACAAUGAUGGUGAUGGUGGCAGGAGUGAUGAUGACGACGACGACUGUGGUGGUGGUAGUAGUGGUGUUUGUGGUGAUGAUGGUGGCGAGGAUGACGGGUAAUGGUGAUAAAGAAUGAUGAAAAAUGAUAUUCUCCCAUUUUGGCCGAAUUUCUGAUGCAGCAAAAUGUAUUAAGUGUAUAUGACUUCACAAUCAUCAAUCUAAAGUUUAUACAACCGCACAUUGGUUUCUUUGUAUUAAGGUAACCUUUAGAGUAUUUGUCUCAUCGAAGUACUAUUUUUGCAGAAUAAUUUUAGAUAAGCCGUUAUUGAUAUUUGUCUUAAUGCUCCUUGUUAAGGCUGCAUUAAUACACGUACGGCAUACCUACUUCACAAACCAUACUGGUAUGGUUUUAAAAUCUCAUUUACCAACAUUUACAUCGUAGAUAUAACACUAUAGAUUUCACAUCCUGUAAUAAAGAGCUUAUCGACACGCUUAAUUUCUUACGCAGAUAACGUAACUUUUAUUUAAGAUAAGCACCACUUCAUUUUCGGCUUAACAUUAUUUUUAGUUUACAGCUUCUUUGCUACUCCCUUUCUGUUCAGCAUGAGUUCUAUCAUUGGUAGCUUGCUUGGAACCACUCCAUUUUCACACUUAAUGUCCUGUAAGAUCUCCUUUGGAGAGAAUUUUUAAUACCCUGUAGAAGGCUUAGACUUGUCAGAAUGCGUUGCCCUGUCAAGCUUGUAAUGCUGAAAUACCAGCUCCAAGAGCACCGGAUUCUUUGCUUUGUUUUUUGUGCAAAAUGAAUUUUUAUAAGAGCAAUUUGAAGAUUAGUCAUUAAAUAGUGAAAAGGGAACAAACAUUGUACAUAUUAUUCUAGUAGGCCUGGGGCGCUUCUCGGCUGAUAGGAAUUGGGUCAUGUACAAAACGUCAAUAACGUGUGUGCUUUUACAUUUCUUUUUGUCAUUUCACGACUUUUACUUGAGCCAGUUCUAAGGGACGCUCUAUUUUUUGUUUUUUUCAUUUGAGUUAUUGUUAUGUCCAUUGCCCAACUCACUUCAGUGUUACCUUAAAGCAUUGUUACAAAUGCUGACAUUGGGUUGCUUUAUUUUUCCAACAGACCGUGUCCAUAAAUCUUCUGCAAGUUAUGGACACAGCCUUUUGCUCUCUUUGUCGCCCUAGAAUUCUUGAUAACAUCAGUUAAAUAAAACUGUUAAACGAA